AUGUCCACCGCGGCUGCGCCCAACGUCACGGCCGCUACCCAGCGUGCCGGCAAGGCGGCCCCCGUUGCUGCUGGCAGCAACGAGGCAGCCAAGCCCACCAAGUACUCGCACAAGCAGGCCCAGCCUUACAACGAGGAUGAGCUCGCCAAGUUCAAUGUCCCCUCGUUCACCGUCAAGGACCUGCUCUCCGCGAUCCCCGCCCACUGCUUCGAGCGCUCGGCGUUCAAGUCGUUCACCUACGUCUUUUACGACCUUGCCAUGGUUGCGGCUCUCGGCUACGCUGCCACCUACAUCGACCCCUCGGUUGGCUCCUACUUCUCGCAGAACAAGGCCAACGCCCUGACCCCCUACCUCUCGCUCGGCGUCCAGCAGAACCUGGCGCGCUUUGCCCUCUGGUCGGUCUACUGGGUGCUGCAGGGCCUCGUUUUCACCGGCCUCUGGGUUAUCGCCCACGAGUGCGGCCACCAGAGCUUCAGCACCAGCAAGACGCUCAACAAUGCCGUCGGCUGGGUGCUGCACUCGGCCCUCCUCGUCCCCUACCACUCGUGGAGGAUUUCGCACGCCCGUCACCACGCCGCCACCGGUCACCUCACCCGCGACGAGGUCUUCGUGCCCCGCACCCGCUCGCAGAAGGGUCUUCUCCCCCUCAAGCCUGCGGCCAAGGCCGGAUCCGACGCCGGCGAGGAUGAGGAGGUCGUCUCCGAGGAGGAGACCUGGGGCGAGUGGCUCAAGGAGACGCUCGAGGACGCUCCUGCCUACAACCUCUUCUACAUCUUCAUCCAGCAGCUCUUCGGCUGGCCCCUCUACCUGAUCCAGAACGCCUCGGGACAGCUCCACUACCCCAAGUUCACCAACCACUUCAACCCCGAGGCCAUCAUCUUUGACAAGCGCCACCGUUCCCAGAUCCUCAUCUCCGACCUUGGCAUUGCCUGCACCCUCGCGGCCAUGGCCUUCGGCGCCUCGGUGGCCCCUCGCGGCUUCACCGACGUCUUCCGUUACUACCUCAUCCCCUACCUCUGGUGCAACCACUGGCUGGUCAUGAUCACCUACCUCCAGCACACCGACCCCAUGCUUCCCCACUACAAGGCCGAGACCUGGACCUUCCCUCGCGGCGCCCUGUGCACCAUCGACAGGCAGUGGCUCGGCCCCGUCGGCCCUUACCUCCUCCACGGCAUCUCUGAGACCCACGUUCUGCACCACGUCUCGAGCAAGAUCCCGCACUACCACGCUUGGGAGGCCACCGAGGCGCUCAAGGCGCGCCUUGGCGAGCACUACGCCAAGAGCACCGAGAACGUCUUUGUCUCGCUGUGGAAGUCGAUCCGCGAGUGCAAGUACAUCGAGGAGUCGGACCAGGUCGCCUUUUACCGCAACGGCAAGGGCGUCCCCAAGCGCACCGUCUCGCCCGACAGCGGCUACAACUCGGACUCGGCCAUCGCCAUGUCCGAGUAA
This is a messenger RNA of Pseudozyma flocculosa PF-1, 1449 nucleotides long. RefSeq lists its product as uncharacterized. Gene Ontology annotation, molecular function: oxidoreductase activity. NCBI's taxonomy places the organism in Eukaryota, Fungi, Basidiomycota, Ustilaginomycetes, Ustilaginales, Ustilaginaceae. Bases 1 to 1449 code for a protein of 482 amino acids. Gene Ontology annotation, biological process: lipid metabolic process. The transcript has a single exon. The record is from RefSeq and is a predicted model, not a curated record.